Ricinus communis (castor bean) is the source of this 1945-nucleotide messenger RNA. RefSeq names its product tryptamine 5-hydroxylase. Bases 227 to 1789 code for a protein of 520 amino acids. NCBI's taxonomy places the organism in Eukaryota, Viridiplantae, Streptophyta, Magnoliopsida, Malpighiales, Euphorbiaceae. Gene Ontology annotation, molecular function: oxidoreductase activity, acting on paired donors, with incorporation or reduction of molecular oxygen; heme binding; monooxygenase activity. The record is from RefSeq and is a predicted model, not a curated record. The transcript is spliced from 2 exons.
GAGAUCCAACCCAAAACACAUGGCAUUGGGAGGCAUGCAGAUUAGUACUGCUACUGCAUUUUGAUGUCGACAAUUCUCUCUAUUAUAUCUGUACGUUUCUCUUUUUUUCUUUUAUAUAAUAGCAUUUCAUCAUCUAAUAGCAAUCUCAAGUUCUCACUUCUCCCAAUGGUGUAAUCUAAGAACUCUCCAUAUCCAUUACAUUCAUAAUCUUACCAAAUAGAAUAUAAUGGAAGCUCUAACCCCUCAAGUCCUCAUCUCUCUUGUGCUAUUCCUAUUCACCAUCUUCAUCUACUAUGCAUGGAAUGCUGCACGACCAAAGCCAGCAACCCCGCCAUCCCCCCCGGCUCUUCCAGUAAUCGGCCACCUCCACCUCCUCACAGACAUGCCACACCACACCUUCGCCGAUCUUUCCAACAGUCUUGGCCCUUUAAUUUAUCUAAGACUUGGACAGGUCCCUACCAUUGUCAUCCACUCAGCUCACCUAGCUAAACUUGUCCUCAGAACACACGAUCAUGCCUUCGCCAACCGCCCACAACUCAUCUCUGCUCAGUACCUCUCUUUUGGCUGCUCUGAUGUCACCUUCUCCUCUUAUGGUGCAUACUGGAGGCAAGCAAGAAAGAUCUGUGUUACUGAGUUACUCAGCGCCAAAAGGGUCCACUCAUUUCGACUCGUUCGAAAAGAAGAGGUAGAUCGGUUGUUAGACGCUGUUUUAACUAGUUCUGGUAAGGAAGUUGAUAUGAGUCAGAUGCUGUUUUGUUUAGCUAAUGACGUACUGUGUAAAGUGGCGUUUGGGAGGAGGUUCAUGGCGGAGAAGGACGGGAAAGGGAAGAAUCUGGCGAGUGUUUUGAUGGAGACGCAGGCUUUGUUUGCAGGGUUUUGCUUAGGCGAUUUUUUUCCAAAGUGGGAAUGGGUUAACUCAAUGAGUGGGUACAGGAAGAGAUUGUUAAAGAACUUGAAGGACUUAAAAGAGGUUUGUGAUGAAAUAAUUGAAGAACACUUAAAGAAGAAGAAGAAGAAGAAUGGAACGGAAAACGCUGAUGAUGAUGAUGAUUACAAUGAGAAGGAAGAUUUUGUGGAUGUUUUGCUUAGAGUUCAAAAACGAGAGGAUCUGGAAGUGCCCAUUACUGAUGAUAAUCUCAAAGCAUUAGUUCUGGACAUGUUUGUAGCUGGAACUGAUACAUCAUCAGCAACACUAGAAUGGGUAUUCACAGAGCUGGCCAGGCACCCAAGAGUGAUGAAGAAAGCACAAGAAGAGGUCCGGAUGAUUGCAUCCGGGAAUGGUAAGGUUGAUGAGAGCGAUCUGCAACACCUGCAUUACAUGAAAGCUGUAAUAAAGGAGACUAUGCGAUUGCACCCACCAGUUCCUCUACUGGUUCCUCGUGAAUCUAUGGAGAAAUGUGCUCUUGACGGCUAUGAAAUACCUGCUAAAACUCGGGUUUUAAUAAACACCUAUGCUAUUGGAAGGGAUCCAAAAUCAUGGGAGAAUCCUCUGGAUUAUGAUCCUGAGAGGUUUAUGGAAGACGACAUUGAUUUUAAGGAUCAAGACUUCAGGUUUCUACCAUUUGGGGGAGGAAGGCGAGGUUGCCCAGGUUAUAGUUUUGGAUUAGCAACGAUAGAAAUUACACUUGCUCGACUUCUAUAUCAUUUCGACUGGGCAUUACCUCAUGGAGUUGAAGCUGAUGAUGUUGACCUCAGUGAGGUUUUUGGGCUUGCCACAAGGAAGAAAACUGCACUGGUUCUAGUACCAACAGCCAAUAAGGACUUUCAGUUCAGGGGUCAUGAUUUUUAGUCAGAAGGCUAUGAAACCUUCCAGGGAAAAGGAUGAUAAGUGUGGGGUUUGUAAUCUCUUGCUAAUUACUAUAGUAAGUUUCUUGUAAUUGUAAUGUUUCAUCAUAUGUAUGGUAAAGCAUAAUAAAAUUUCUUGAUCCAAGCAAAUUCGAUACCA